Messenger RNA from Pieris brassicae (large cabbage white), 4816 nucleotides. Its product is annotated as two pore channel protein 1-like. The record is from RefSeq and is a predicted model, not a curated record. Gene Ontology annotation, biological process: transmembrane transport; monoatomic ion transport. NCBI's taxonomy places the organism in Eukaryota, Metazoa, Arthropoda, Insecta, Lepidoptera, Pieridae. The transcript has 17 exons. Gene Ontology annotation, cellular component: lysosomal membrane; endosome membrane. Bases 129 to 2561 code for a protein of 810 amino acids. Gene Ontology annotation, molecular function: monoatomic ion channel activity; voltage-gated channel activity.
AUUUAACUUAGUAUUUACCUAAAUAUAAAACUAAUUUAAAUUCUCUGAUAUUAUUAAUCAAAUAACUUGAAAGGGAAGAUAAAUAGUCUGAAUGAAGCACAUAUCUCUUAUCAACAAAUGAUAAAUCUAUGAUUUGUGACAUUAUUCAGUUAUGUAGUGGAAGUAAACAUAAAAUGUCGAAAUUGCCUACAAUAGUAUAUAAUGUUCUAAGGGAUCAUUGGUAUAAGUUAAAAUCAUAUUCCAGAGCAGGUGAUGGCGGCGGUGACACAAAUACAUUGGACAUGGGAAGCCGUUCCUCAUUGCAUACCGGUUUGCAAAUGUCAGAGGAUGAGCAUUGGGAGAUGAACUAUCAUGAGGCUGCUAUAUACUUAGAGGAAGGUCUAAACAAUGAGAAGUUCGAUUCGCACCCGUCAAGUCCGGAGGAGUUACCUGCGUAUCUACGCGUACAUAAUCCUUGGUACCACGGCUUAGAUCUCCUAGCAUCACUUGUUUUGAUCUUGCUCGCAUUUACGGAAGAUCCAGCUGUACCUGCUUUCGAGUUACCAGUAUGGGCCCACGGUACGAUAGAGCUGCUAGCCCUUUCAGUGAUCGGUAUCGAGUUGCAUCUCAAACUCAAAUGGAUCGGCUGGGGAACCAUUUUUAAGCAUAAACGUACUAUGAUUAAGGGUGUAACAUUGCUGAUAAUGCUAUUGGAGGCAGUUGUAGUUCUUUGCCGACAGUCCUCUCACUUCAGAGUGACGAGAGCAUUGCGUCCUAUCUUCUUGGUGGACACGAGACAUUGUGGUGGAGUAAGGCGAUUCAUAAGACAGAUAUUGCAAUCUUUGCCGCCUAUACUUGAUAUGUUAGGUCUUCUUAUGUUCUUCGUAGCCACGUACUCCCUACUAGGAUACUAUCUAUUCUCUGAGCACAUUGACAAUGGACAUUUUCGGACAUUAAGCGAUUCGUUCGUCAGUAUGUUCGUUCUUUUGACAACCGCCAAUUUUCCAGAUGUAAUGAUGCCCUCUUAUGCCAAAUCUAAGUGGUAUGCUGUCUUCUUCAUAUUGUACAUCAUCACAGUUCUAUACGUUCUGAUGAAUUUGAUGUUAGCCGUCGUAUACGAGACGUUCACUCGCAUAGAGCGUGAGAAGUGUCGUGCGUUGUUGCUCCACCGACGUGGGGCUGCGCGCCGUGCCUUUCGCCUUCUGGUGUCGCGACGAGCCCCACACGCUGUAAAGUUAAGGCAUUUCGCUGGGCUGAUAAGGCAUUAUGCGCCCCAUUAUAGUGGUUUAGACGUAUAUUUAAUGUUCAAACAACUGAAUCAAUCGACAACGGGCGGCCUCUCCCGGACUGAAUUUGCAAACGUAUACGAAGUAUUCGCGCUCCGUUGGGCGCCGCAAACAUCGCGGGCUCCUUGGUACGCCGACUCGCCCUUGGAGCCGCUAGGAAGAGCGGCCGCUGUCAUCGUGCAUAGGCCGUACUUCGAGUAUGUUAUAUAUGCUCUAAUAAUUGGAAAUGGUCUGGCCAUGGUCCUUCGAGUGUUGGAGGCAGCUGGCGAUCUGCAGGACAGCGCCCGGCUCCUUUGUGCCUCCUGGGACACCUGGCUAUUUCUUACCUUGUUUUUAAUAGAAGCAGCACUUCGGAUAAUGGCGUGUGGUCUUAGCGCGUAUUUAGAGAGCGGUUGGAAUGUGUUCGACUUGAGUGUGACACUGCUUGCGUUGAUGGGAGCUGUUCUACUUACGAUUGCCCCGAAGCUCUUCAUUGUCGUUAUGUUUAGACCACUUAGAUUAAUGCGCCUUUACAAAUUAAAGAAGAGAUAUAGGGACGUGUUCGGGACACUGGUGUUGCUAUCGCCGCUUAUGUCAUCAGCAGGUUGUGUGAUGCUAGUGAUGUACUAUUUCUUUGCUAUUAUCGGAAUGGAAUUAUUUGCUGGAUACAAUUUGAGGAAUUGUUGCAUAAACACGACUGUGGAAGACUUUUACAAAUACUCUGAGAACAGUUCAACACCACUGGGUUACUAUUACUUAAACAACUUCGAGAACAUUCUCACGAGUGGUGUGACAUUGUUCGAGUUGACAGUUGUCAAUAACUGGUUCAUUUUGAUGAAUGCGUUCGCGAGCGUCGCAGGCCAGCUCAGUCGGUUAUACUUUAUGGUAUUCUACCUAUUUACGAUGGUAGUGUUAACAAUAGUUGUUGCCAGCGUUUUGGAAGCAUUCCGGUUUAGGAUACAAUACAAACGUAGUACUACGAAGAGGGAUGAGGAGAAACUCCUUCACGAGGAAGUCCAUACAAGUUGGGAGGAAGCUCAACGACUCGGCGCAACGGGAGACCUUGCUGAACAGCUGAGGACGUAUUUACCACCUGGAAUUGACGUCACGUUUAUAGGAACACGACCUCGUACGAAAGAAGUUUUACAGAGGAGAAUGUACCAAACCGAAAUACAGAAGUGGCUCGCAGAGGAGGUUGAAAAUGAUGAACUGCAGCCAUCAACAACAGUAACGUCAAGCGAAGAUCCCCUUUCUCCGCCAUUGAUCCAGCAGCCUGAUGGAGACAACCAUCACAUACGAAGUGGUUAUCAGUUGUAGAACCUAAUAUUGUUGGCGCUCCUCCAACAUCUGGCCGAAUUGUGGAACGCCUUGAAGAAUAUUGAAGGGGCUUAGGAUUUGGUAAUUUGAAAUUUAGAGAAAUUUCAUGGAUCAUUUUUUCUUGUUUCCGAGCCAGUACGACUUUGGCGCCUUUAACGUGUACCAGAGGUAUUAGAACUGGCCGAGUUGGAGAAGGUAAAGAAAGAAAAGCUUAGAAACUGCUGUUAAUAUAUUGGUAUUAUGCACGUAAUGAAUUUAAAAUAUGUUGCUCUGCAAAAUAGAAACUAGCAGAAUAUAGCCAAAAUCAUAUAUAUAUAUAAGCGAUGUUAGAUAAAUUUAGCGUUUUAUCAGAUUAAAAAAACAAUACAUAGAUGUUACACCAGUAAAGCCACAACCAAAUACAACAAAACGUAUUGUUAAUAAAUGAGAACGUAUUUCACUUUUAAAUGCAACACUCACAAAAAUUGUGUAAAAUAAAUAUACAUAAAUCAUUUUAUGUAUAUAAUUACAAUUGUAUUUAUUUAUUUUAAAAAUGGGAGUGUUGCUUUUAUUCCUGGCAUCUAAAACACAGUAAGCCGUGUUGGCCUAGUGGCUUGAGCGUGCAAUUCUCAUCCCCGAGGCCGUACCAAUGGACUUUUUGUCCAUGUAUGCAUGUAACAAUCGCUGGUAUGGUGAAGAAAAACAUCGCAAAACCGGCAUGUUUGACUGCAUCAUACAGUAGGUGAUCAACCUAAUUGCCUAUUGAAAAAAAUCUAAUGCUGAAACGCAUGCCCAGGCCCAGACCUAAAACGUUGUAGCGAUUCUGUUUUUGUUAUCAUUAAACACAGUUACUGUACAAUGCAGUUAUCACUCAUUAAAACAAAAGCGGCUUCACACUUGCAUCCGCUCCAGGCUCUUAGGCUUUGAAUAAUAUUGCAUAAUUAGGUAUAACGCCAAUUCGAUGUUAGAGAAAUUUCAUUGUUAAACUGUACAAUGCUCGUGAAUUUUUUGAUUCGACAAUUAACCUAAUUUUAAUUUAGAGAAUGAUAAUGGUACAACAAUAACUAAAGUACUUUAUUUGUCGAAACGAUAAAUGUUUACACUUUUUACAGACCAAGCAUAUUGUGAUUAUAAUUUCAAAUAAUUGGUAUUAGUCUGUGAUAAAUUAUAUUUCUUGAUUUAAUUUGCACUUAAUGUGGCAGCUAAAAUGCGGGUAACAGAAACUUUUCACGCGUCAAUCGGAGGUAAAAAUUGUUGAGUAUUCUGAAAACAACUUUUUAUCUAAUUUAUAUUCGAUAACAUAAUGGUUAUAUAAAUCACAUUAUUUUUUUCAUAUAGAAUGUCUUUUGAAAUACUAGACUAUAAAUUAGAACUGUAGUAUAUGAAAUUUGCCUUCAUUAGAUGUAAGGAAGUCACAGGUAUAGGUAGCUAGGAAAGCUUUAUGAUAACCGCAUCUCGUAGGUUAUGCGUCUCCAUCCGUUAGUAAAGACGAAAUUUGGCGCCAAAUUAUUACGCUAUACAUUGCUCUUAGGAAACCAAUUUUAUUCUACCGUGACUGUGAGGUUGUAGUGAAAAUGAAAUAGCAUGAUGAUUUCUGUCAAUAUUUAGACGAAUAAAUCUUUUACGUAAUCAUACAAGUUUGUGUCCGCCAUGUUUUGCGAUAUGUUGUCCUGUGGUUAAUACGUUCCUCAUAUUGUGGGACAUUGCUUCAAAAGUAUGGGCCAGUUAAAGAUUAUCUUUUUAACAGAUUAUUUUAGAAAAAAAUUCAGUUCUAUCCCUGAUCCUCCACACAAACCAGGCUCAGCCCUUUUGAAUUAUUUAUGAUAAGAUAAAAUCUUAGUAUGUCUAACAACCUUUCUUAGGUUUAUAAGCCAAAAAGAUUUUUGUGUAAUUGUUUUAUUUUCGAUACUCGGUGAUAUUGUUUCGAAUCAUAAUUUUAUGUUUAAACGUUAACUGUAGAUCGUUAUUUUAUUUAUUUGUUAUUAAUAUCCCCAUGUACCAAUGUUACCGGUAUAAACUUUAUCAGCAUUAUCCAUUUCGAAUAUACAGUACAAUAUUAUGUACCUAUUAGAUAAGUAAGUUUUUUUUACUGCUAUUGUAACAGUGGUAAUCAUUAAAUUAAUAACAAGAACAAUGGAUGAUUAAUAUUCAGAUUUAGUUAAUAAUUUUAGUUAUCCGCCAUAUUUAAUAAUAAUACGAUUUUUAUUAAUUAUUGUUUUAGACUGCUAAAUACAAGAUUGUCGUUUGAGAUUUGUUUUUAGUAUGGGCUUAGUAAU